UAUCUCUGAUGUGUGUAACCCCUUUAGGAUUAUUGUGACACAAACCCCAGUCCCUCCUUCCGUCUGGUUACAGAGAACAUCCCUUGUGCAACCACCAGCUCCAUUUGCUCCAAGUCCAUCAAUCUGUUCUUUGGGAAAUACGAGAUGAUUUUAUCUGAGGAGGAAGAUGUGAAAGUAAUUGAAAGCAUUGGCACGGAGUACAGAUAUCAAAUCAGUUCUGCAGGCAUAUAUGUUGUCAUAGAGGUUGAAGGGCUUUUGAACUUAAUCUGGGAUAAAAAAACAAGUGUGAUGAUCCAACUCAAUAACAAAUUAAAGGGCAAGGUGUGUGGACUGUGUGGAAACUUUGAUGGUAAUGCAAACAAUGACUUUAUGAAGCACAAUGGAGAAGUUGUGACAGAUCCAGACGAUUUUGGGAAUAGCUGGAAGGUGAAGCCCAGCUGCCCUGAUGUAACAAACGUGAUGCAUCCUUGUGACGCAAAUCCACAUCGACGUGCCUGGGCUAUCAAACAAUGCAGAAUCAUCACAAGCGAUGUCUUUGCAGACUGCCAUUCGCUUGUGGAUUCUGGCCCAUACUAUGAUGCCUGUGAAAGGGACACCUGUGCAUGUGACAGUGGGGGUGACUGUGAUUGUCUCUGUACUGCAGUGGCAGCUUACGCUGCUGAAUGCCGUAAAAGAGGAGCUUGUGUGACAUGGCGAAAACCAAACUUUUGCCGUAAGUCCUAAUAUUUCUAUUGU
Carassius auratus (goldfish) is the source of this 735-nucleotide messenger RNA. RefSeq names its product mucin-2. Lineage: Eukaryota; Metazoa; Chordata; Actinopteri; Cypriniformes; Cyprinidae. Gene Ontology annotation, cellular component: extracellular matrix. The transcript is spliced from 4 exons. The record is from RefSeq and is a predicted model, not a curated record. Bases 145 to 723 code for a protein of 192 amino acids.